Messenger RNA from Misgurnus anguillicaudatus (oriental weatherfish), 1729 nucleotides. RefSeq names its product scavenger receptor cysteine-rich domain-containing group B protein-like. Gene Ontology annotation, cellular component: membrane. The record is from RefSeq and is a predicted model, not a curated record. NCBI's taxonomy places the organism in Eukaryota, Metazoa, Chordata, Actinopteri, Cypriniformes, Cobitidae.
CAGAUACAGAAAGAGUUUAUAGAGACUCAUCAGUACAGUAUAUUUCCAGCCAGUAUGCUGCAGUUCCUGAUUAUCUUUCUGCUUCUGGGCAGAACAACUGUCACUAGUGGAGGUAAUAUCAGGUUGGUGAAUGGCAAUGACAUUUGUUCAGGACGAGUGGAGGUUCUUCAUAAUGGAACAUGGGGAACAGUGUGUGAUGAUUACUGGGAUAUAUCAGAUGCUGCAGUGGUGUGUAGAGAACUGGGCUGUGGAAAUGCGAUAGAGGUAAAGACUAAUGCAUAUUUUGGACAAGGUUCAGGACAAAUAUGGAUGGAUAAUGUAACUUGUUAUGGCACGGAGUCCUCACUGAUGAACUGUGGAAGUGCAGGAUGGGGCGUACAUGACUGUGUACAUACGGAAGACACUGGAGUCAUUUGCCAUGCCUAUGUCAGGUUGGUAAACGGCAGUAACUCUUGUUCUGGGCGAGUGGAGGUUCUUUAUAAUGGAACAUGGGGAACAGUGUGUGAUGAUGAGUGGGAUCUUUUAGACGCUGCAGUGGUGUGUAAAGAGCUGGGCUGUAUAGAUGCUGUAGAGGAAAAGAAUUCGGCAUAUUUUGGACAAGGUGCAGGACAAAUAUGGAUGGAUAACGUAAACUGUGUUGGCACUGAGUCAUCACUGACAAACUGUGAAAGACAGGCAUGGGGAUCACACAACUGUGAACAUCAUGAAGAUGCUGGAGUCAUCUGCCAGUGGUAUGUACGGUUGGUAAAUGGGACUGACUCUUGUUCUGGACGAGUGGAGAUUCAUCAUAAUGGAACAUGGGGAACAGUGUGUGAUGAUCGCUGGGAUUCAUUAGACGCUACAGUGGUGUGUAGAGAACUGGGCUGUGGAUAUGCUAGAGAGGCAAAGACUAAUGCUUAUUUUGGACAAGGUUCAGGACAAAUAUGGUUGGAUGAAAUAAACUGUACUGGAACCGAGUCUACUCUAAAAAGCUGUAAAUCAAAGAAAUGGGGGGAACAAAACUGUGAACAUCAUGAAGAUGCUGGAGUCAUCUGUCAAUAUAACUUCAUCUAUAUCAAUGAAUUAAAAAGCUGGAUUGAUGCACUGAAGUAUUGCCAAACUCACCAUCAGACUCUUGCUCACAUAUUAAAUGCUACAGCACAGACGUACAUCACACGGAUGCUGCAGGGUAUAGAAAUGACCAAAGGCGUGUGGAUAGGACUUCAAAGAAAAAUGCUGAUCAAUUCAUCCCCUUGGCUGUGGACCGAUGGGUCUCUUGUAAACUAUGCUUUGUGGCAUCCCAGUUUUCCCCUGAAUCCAAUGGGCAGGUUUUGUGGGAAACUGCUUAAGAAUACAACAAGUAACACAUUUAGAUGGGUGGAUGAUUGCUGCUUUCAGAGCCUUCCUUUCAUUUGUCAGGGAUGAAACACUUGGUGGCACUACGUCCAACUUUUGGAGUCUUUGACUGAUGCUGAGAGAUAUUUAGGCUGUCAUGAUUCUUUUUUUAUCUUUGUUUUUAAAUUUGUUUCAAUAAAAUGCUCUGAUUGGUGGUAUGUAACUCAUAUGUAAUGUUCUUGAAUCUUGAAAUCUUAUGAAAAAAAUGUAUAGGCCUUUCCUUUGUCAACUUAAAUGAAAUGCAUGGCUAAUAAACCAACUAUAAGUAAAUGUUUGCUAUUUUUUAUUUAAUAGCAUAAUUCUAUUCUAUAUUUUCUAUUGAUUUAAUAUUAUAUUGUAAAAAAUGUGUGCAAAA